AGUCCUUAAUGCGGCACAGUCUCGACAAUGGAGAAAGCUAAGAAAGAUGUCGGGCAGAAAUUUCGUCAAAUUAAGCAUAACCUAAUCAAUUUGACAAAAAAAGAGGAAGAUGUUGACCUGGAAAUCAUCAAUGCGCUUGAGCAUCGUAAUCAAAAAGUCAUCAAUGCCGUCUCUCUGUAUAGAAAGCAUGUAUCAAAUACUAUAAAAGCUGGGUUGCGAGAAGAAAAUGUUGACAAGCGAAGGAAAAAGCUCGAUGAGUUUUCGCUGUGUGUGGAUUUACGUGAAAUAUCGACGGAUCUUGAACAAUCACAUACCACAUGCCUUCACAAGGUUAUCCAGAAAAUUAGUCAGGCCUUACAAGUGGUGGUGGACAAGAAGGUUAAGCACGACAUGAUGAUUGAGAAACGAGUUCUCGAUGAUUUGGUCCAGUUUCAAGACAUGGAGAAAGCUUUAUGCAAGAGUAGAGAACGAUUGAGCAAUGCUUUCACUGAUGUCGAUAUCGCUAAAAAACAGUUGGGAAAAGCUCACAGCACUAGCAGUAAUAUGAAACAGCUGCAAGAUAAUCUCGAUGUUGCACAGCUCAAGCUCGAAAUUCAAAAGGACAAUACAAUCACGGAUGUGUACUCCUUAGCCACGAAGGAACAAGAAAUUGCAAAGGUGUUUACUGCGCUGCUGGAAGAGCAGCUCGAGUAUCACCGCGAUGCGAUGAGGACGCUGGGGAUGGUAUUACCUGAAAUUCGCCGAGACAUAGAUAAUGCCCGACCACGACCAGUAUUUGGUAUCGACCUAAGUGAACACCUGCACCAUACUCAGAGACGUGUAGCUCUGGUUCUAGAAAAAUGUUGUUCAAUGCUCAGAGCAAGUGGCUUUACUGAGCCAGGCCUUUUCCGAGUGAAUGGAAACAAUACAAAAAUCCGCAGGAUGAAGGCGGCUUUUGACGCUGGACAGAUCGACGUGGACGAACAUGCUUAUUGCAUGGAUCCCCAUUCUGUCUGUAGUGUGCUGAAGAGCUAUCUCAGAGAACUACCUGAUCCUCUUCUUACUCAUCGACUACAUAACAAUUGGAUGAACGCGGCAAAGCUAGAGGACGAGGCCAGACUGCAAGCUUUUGAGCGAUGCAUCGGGGAACUUCCAGCGUGUCAUCGCCACAAUCUCACUUACCUCAUCAAUUUCCUCUCGGAAAUGUUGCAACAUCAAGAACAGACACGCAUGAAUUGCGGUAACCUCGCCAUUGUUUUCGGUUCCCUUUUGGGAGGUGACCUAGGUGGCAAUAAUACCAUAGGUAUCAAGAUUGCCGAAACCUUGUUGAAAAAUGCUUCGAGGUUAUUUGGACGUUCUGUUGUGAGCAAUAGUGGAAAUAACAGUGGUGAGCAUUCUCCAGGACGACUUACUGUGGAUACGAAUUCUUCACUGAGACCGGGCCAGUCUAAAGAUAGACUGGAGUUUGGCAGCAUAUCUUCAUGCGGUACGUCACCACCUCGGGGACGGCCCAAGCAACGUGCUCGACCACCUCCUUAUGUCACUCCACAGACUGGUUCACUGAUUGACCACAGCCACAAUUGUAACAAUGCGGAGCAGUCGGCAAACACCUCAACUUCGUCUAGAAUCGAAAGUAGCCUUACGCAAACUCAGACCCUGACCUCUGCCGACCUCAAUGAGUCUUCUGGUAUGUCAGCAACAGCGGAAUCAGAUGAUUCAUUUGACGAGUGGGGAGAUGAGUCCUUUACUGGGAGCAUGUCGCGCAGCCAGGGAGAUGUAGCCGUGGCAUCGCUCACCACUCCACAGCGACCUGUAUUGUCAGACUUCAUCACGAAAUGGGAUAUUAUUCAUUUCAAAACAAGUUGUGGCCGUUGAAGCUCCUUCAUUGCCAGCGCGAAACAACAAGCCGCUCCGGUAAAGCCUCGAAGUGGUGACAAUGAGACGUCACGUCUUUGUUUAUUCACUUACAAGCCAAGGGUGAAUGCUAUAGUUCCUUUUUCCGAGAUCUUUCUCCUAGGAAUACGCAAUAUCCUUUUCCAAUACGGUCUUUUUGACGUUCGUAGUGUCUGGGUAAUUCCUACAAAGUUUCAAAUUGUCAUUUUAUGAACCGCUGUC
Messenger RNA from Cylicocyclus nassatus, 2094 nucleotides. The record is from the annotation of a GenBank genome assembly. NCBI's taxonomy places the organism in Eukaryota, Metazoa, Nematoda, Chromadorea, Rhabditida, Strongylidae.